AUGAGCAUCGCAGGGGGCAAUGGGAGGGCAGACAUGAUCAGUACGACGGGCGCGCAGAUGGGCUUCUGCUUAGCCCCUAGGGACUUCAACGAUUGCUACAAUCCUGUUAUCGCCGCGUGGCUUGCAGAAGACCCAAACGAUGCAAACAGGCUGCUGAAGGCUCUCUGCCCGGUGACGAAGAGGUAUUCGAAUCUGUCGAUAUGCACGUUCAUGGAUGAUGUGACGAAACUGUCUAUGUGGGAGGGUGGGGUUACUAGCUACGGCAUUGCUGCAGAGCUCAAUCUUAUGACGAAGAGGUGCCUGGCGCAGGGGAAGUGUUCGUGGCAAGAGCAGGACGGAAACGUGCGACAACUAAGAAAAGAGGAGGUGUUUAGGAAGUGGAAGAUAAACCGUGCUUCGGACGAGCUGAGGAUUCGAAGGCUUAAAUGGUACCAGAAGUGGGCGGCGUUUCCCGAGGCGCACUCGCAGGUGACGGCGGCAGUGUUCGGGUCGACGCCCCUGGACCUGAGGCACGGCACACCUAGGCUAGAGGAGGGGAGGAUUAGCACCUACAGUACGCCGUGGGCGUACCAGUACUUGCAGGACCUUCAGUAUUUGCGCGCUCAGGCGGGAGGGGCGGCGCUCGGCAAAGGAGGCAAGAUUCACCCACCAGCGCCCAAGUACCAGCGCCUGGGCGGGGGCAAGCGCGGCGGGGGCUCGGACGAGGUCGACCUGGUGGACGCGAUGGUGUCGCUCCAGAAGAUGGGGCUGAGGCAGGACCAGCGCGCCCGAGAGCACGAACACAUGUUGUCCCUGUUCUACAUGAUGACCAAGAAGAGCAAGAUCUGCCAGAUGGGCCUCGAGGCGGGCCUCGACUACUACGCGGCGGUGGCGAAGAGGGGCAAGGGCCACGGAUUGGGGGCGCCUUACCUGCACGUGGCCGCGGGAGCGUUCGACGGGCUGGUAGAGGACGCACAGGAGGGCCAGCACAAGGCGGUGCUCCAAGCGUACCAGAGGCUGUUCCACACGGAGAAGGGCAUGAAGUUCGUGAAGGAGGUUUUCGGCAGUUUCAGAGUGAAGGAGGCGCACAACGAGGAGGGAACGGCGGAGAAGGACGUCAAGGUGAAGGCGAGCUUCAACCUCAAUCCCCUGGCAGACGUGGCGAUGCUCAUAGAGUGCCUGAAGGUGAAGACGGAGGGCGACGUACCGAGCCUGGGAAUCUUGAGGAGGGCGAUGAUGCUGGCCCUCGAGGAGGCGGGCGGAGUGCAGUCGGACGGGCCCGCGCCAAAGGACGAGCUGACCAGGGUGGUGGAGCGACAAAUGCAAGGGCUGCAGAGGAUGCGCGGCCCAGAGGAGGCCGGCGGAUUCUUCUCCGGCAGCGACUGCGACGAGCUCGAGGUCGACCUGGAGGCGGAGCUGGCUGGCCUGCUCCCAGACGGGCUGGAGCAGGAGCGCGCGGGGUUGGAGGCGGACGUGGGCCAGGGGCGCCCCGAGGCCCCGCGGGAGGCGCAGGAGGAGCGCGGGCUCCCGGAGGUCGACCUGGAGGCCGAGCUCGGAGACCUGCUCCCCGACGGGCUCGAGGAGGAGCCAGUGGCCUCCGGCGGCACCGAGCUCGACGGGCUCUUCUCCGAGGCAGAGGAGGCCAACAACCAGCCUGAGGGUCGAGAGGAGCCGCGGCCCGCCCCUGACCCCGGCAGCGCAGACCUCGACGGCCUCUUCUCCGACGCGGAGGAGCCGGCGCCGCCGGCGGCAGCGGCGCCCCGGCAGCAGGAGAUCGCCGCGGCAGCACCGGACGCGGACGCUCUUCCAGCGGAGCCGGGCGCCGCCGCAGAAGCUGGCGAUCAGACCAGUGGGCCCGUCACUCCGCCGCCGCCGCCGCCCCCGCCGCCCGAGGUGCCCGCCGGCUUCGCCACGGCCCAGGACCGCGCGGCUGCGGACGUCGACUUCGCCGACGAGAGCAGGUACAUGGAGGGACCCGACGGGGAGAAGCUGCUCAAGUGGAAGGUCGACUACGCAAACCGCGGGGGCAGCGGGAGGGCUAUGUGCAGGGAUCUCGACUGCCUCGAGCGGCACGACCAGGCCGGCGUGCGGACGAUUGAGAAGGGCGCGUUGCGCAUCGGCCGGAGGGUGCUCAUGGAGAAGGAUUCUGGGACGCCCCAGAUAAACAUCUUCUGGCACCACGCGCGCUGCAUGUUCAACACGUUCCUGCGCUCCAGGAAGCAGACUCGCGUGAUCCAGAGCGAAGGUGACAUCGAGGGCUUCGAAGCGCUGAUGCCCGAAGACCAGGACCUGCUGCGCCGGUACAUCAGCGGCAACGAGCGCGGAGCUGGGCGGGCCUUCGACGACGGCCCCGCUGCCAAGCGGCAGCGCCCGCUCCUCGAGGUCAAGGGCCGCGUUGGCGACCGCGUCUGGACGUUCUGCCGCGUUCGCCCCCCGGCGCCGCCGGGGGGCGCACCGCCGGCGCUGGGCGGCGGCCCCGUCAAGAGCGCCAAGGCGGAGCUGGGGAUUGUCGUCGCCGAG
Messenger RNA from Prorocentrum cordatum, 2499 nucleotides. The record is from the annotation of a GenBank genome assembly. NCBI's taxonomy places the organism in Eukaryota, Dinophyceae, Prorocentrales, Prorocentraceae.